Molecule: messenger RNA, 1257 nt
Organism: Physeter macrocephalus (sperm whale)
Lineage: Eukaryota; Metazoa; Chordata; Mammalia; Artiodactyla; Physeteridae
Gene: NTSR1
Product: neurotensin receptor 1
Exons: 4
Coding region: 1-1257 (418 amino acids)
Biological process (GO): neuropeptide signaling pathway
Cellular component (GO): plasma membrane
Molecular function (GO): G protein-coupled neurotensin receptor activity
Source: RefSeq, a predicted model, not a curated record
AUGCUCCUCAACAGCUCGGCGCCCGGCCCCCGGGUCUCCCAGGCUGGCGACCCCUCCUUGCUACCGCCGUCGGGGCUGGAGGCGGCGCUCCCGGCCCCGGACUUCGGCAACGGCUCGGGCAACGUGUCCGAGCCCGUCCCGGCGGUGCCCGGCAGCGAGCUGGACGUGAACACGGACAUUUACUCCAAGGUGCUGGUGACCAUCGUGUACCUGGCGCUCUUUGUGGUGGGCACGGUGGGCAACUCUGUGACGGCGUUCACGCUGGCGCGCAAGAAGUCCCUGCAGAGCCUGCAGAGCACCGUGCACUACCACCUGGGCAGCCUGGCGCUGUCCGACCUGCUCAUCCUCCUGCUGGCCAUGCCCGUGGAGCUGUACAACUUCAUCUGGGUGCACCACCCCUGGGCCUUCGGUGACGCCGUGUGCCGCGGCUACUACUUCCUGCGCGACGCCUGCACCUAUGCCACGGCCCUCAACGUGGCCAGCCUGAGUGUGGAACGCUACCUGGCCAUCUGCCACCCCUUCAGGGCCAAGACCCUCAUGUCCCGCAGCCGCACCAAGAAGUUCAUCGGCGCCAUCUGGCUGGCCUCUGGCCUGCUGGCCGCGCCUAUGCUCUUCACCAUGGGCCAGCAGAACCGCAGCGCCGACGGCCGGCACCCCGGUGGCCUGGUGUGCACGCCCGUCGUGGGCACCGCCAAGGUCAAGGUCGUCAUCCAGAUCAGCACCUUCACGUCCUUCGUGCUCCCCCUGGCGGUCAUCGCCGUCCUGAACACCGUCAUUGCCAACAAGCUGAGCGUGAUGGUCCGCCAGGCAGCCGAGCAGGGCCGCGUGUGCACAGCCGGCGACCAGCAGAGCUCGUUCAGCAUGUCCGUCGAGCCCGGCCGGGUCCAGGCCCUGCGCCACGGCGUCCGGGUCUUACGUGCCGUGGUCAUCGCCUUCGUGGUCUGCUGGCUGCCCUACCAUGUGCGACGCCUCAUGUUCUGCUACAUUUCGGAUGAGCAGUGGACCCCGUUCCUGUAUGACUUCUACCACUACUUCUACAUGCUGACCAACGCCCUCUUCUACGUCAGCUCCACCAUCAACCCCGUCCUGUACAACCUCGUCUCUGCCAACUUCCGCCAGAUCUUCCUGUCCACGCUGGCCUGCCUCUGUCCCCUGUGCGGACACAGGAGGAGGAGGCCGGCCUUCUCGAGGAAGGCCAGCAGCGUGUCCGGCAGCCACACCUUCUCCAGCAAUGUCACCCGGGAGACGCUGUACUAG